AUGAGCGGCAACCUAAGGAGCAUGAAGAAUGUACUUGCUGAUGCAGCCAUAAAGGGUGUGGCAUUGGCAAGGGCUCGGAUAUUCGGUCAUGUGCUCAACCCAACUGGGCAGAGAUCUCCGCACAAGAUUCUGCGCAAGAAGCUUAUUGGUGAGAAGGUGGCCUCGUGGUACCCUUAUGACAUUAAGAAAGAUGACCCCCUCAUCAUGGCCCGUCAAGAACAAGAGCGCUUAAACAAGCUUGAAAUGUUGAAACGCCGUGGAAAGGGACCACCAAAGAAGGGCCAAGGAAAGCGUGCUAAAAAGAGUGGCAAAUAG
Messenger RNA from Fraxinus pennsylvanica, 315 nucleotides. NCBI's taxonomy places the organism in Eukaryota, Viridiplantae, Streptophyta, Magnoliopsida, Lamiales, Oleaceae. The record is from the annotation of a GenBank genome assembly.